This is a messenger RNA of Limulus polyphemus (Atlantic horseshoe crab), 1293 nucleotides long. Its product is annotated as calcium-activated potassium channel slowpoke-like. The record is from RefSeq and is a predicted model, not a curated record. The transcript has 10 exons. Bases 40 to 1293 code for a protein of 417 amino acids. NCBI's taxonomy places the organism in Eukaryota, Metazoa, Arthropoda, Merostomata, Xiphosura, Limulidae. Gene Ontology annotation, biological process: transmembrane transport; potassium ion transport. Gene Ontology annotation, cellular component: postsynaptic membrane. Gene Ontology annotation, molecular function: large conductance calcium-activated potassium channel activity.
AGCAUAUAAAAGUGAUUUAGGUUUAGAAUACUAACCAAUAUGAUUCCUUCCAGUGAGGGUGUAGAGAAAUGCCAGCAGUGGUCAGACAACACCACUCAGCAGAUAGACUUAGCGCUAAAUAUAUUUUUUAUGGUCUACUUUUUUAUACGUUUUAUAGCUGCGAGCGACAAGCUGUGGUUUAUGCUUGAGCUGUACUCUUUUGUUGACUACUUCACCAUUCCGCCGUCCUUUGUCUCUAUUUACCUCGACCGUACAUGGAUAGGUCUAAGAUUUUUGAGGGCGCUCCGAUUGAUCUCGGUUCCCGAUAUUCUGCAGUAUUUGAACGUGCUCAAGACCAGCAGCACAAUUCGAUUGGCUCAGCUGGUUUCCAUAGUGAUCAGUGUGUGGCUUACAGCAGCUGGAAUCAUCCAUUUACUUGAAAACUCUGGGGACCCUUUAGAGUUCGACAACCCACACAACCUUUCCUACUGGGAGUGUGUAUAUUUUCUCAUAGUAACAAUGUCAACAGUGGGCUAUGGUGAUAUUUACUGCAAGACUACCCUGGGCAGAACAUUUAUUGUUUUAUUCAUUUUAGUGGGUCUGGCCGUCUUUGCCAGUUGCAUUCCUGAGAUCCUAGAGUUAGUAGGAACUAGACCAAAAUAUGAUGGCGAGUACAGACAGGAGCAUGGUAAAAGGCACAUAGUGGUGUGUGGACACAUCACAUUUGAGUCGGUGUCUCAUUUUCUUACGGACUUUCUUCAUGAAGAUAGAGAAGACGUGGAUGUGGAAGUCAUCUUUUUACACAGGAAACCGCCUGAUCUGGAACUGGAAGGUUUGAUUAAACGUCAUUUCACUACUGUAGAGUUUUUUCAAGGAAGCGUUAUGAGUCCUAUUGACCUACAACGGGUAAAGGUACACGAAGCCGAUGCAUGUUUGGUUCUGGCGAACAAGUAUUGUCUGGAUCCUGAUGCUGAAGAUGCUGCGAACAUCAUGCGAGUUAUCUCUAUUAAAAACUACUCUGACGAUAUUCGGGUUAUUAUCCAGUUGAUGCAGUAUCACAACAAGGCCUACCUCUUGAACAUUCCCAGCUGGAAUUGGAAACGAGGAGACGAUGUUAUCUGUGUUUCUGAGCUGAAAUUAGGAUUUAUUGCUCAGAGUUGUUUAGCACCCGGUUUCUCUACUAUGAUGUCAAACUUGUUUGCCAUGCGAUCCUACAAAACUGAAUUGGAGAUGGCCACCAUACUGCUUUAUGAUCAUGCACACCAAACGAAACUAUACAAAGUCUAUCACAGAGUCACGUGCAUUUAUUUUUGA